Messenger RNA from Stegostoma tigrinum, 5520 nucleotides. RefSeq names its product coiled-coil domain containing 50a (gene ccdc50a). Bases 161 to 1693 code for a protein of 510 amino acids. The record is from RefSeq and is a predicted model, not a curated record. Gene Ontology annotation, molecular function: ubiquitin protein ligase binding. Gene Ontology annotation, cellular component: cytoplasm. NCBI's taxonomy places the organism in Eukaryota, Metazoa, Chordata, Chondrichthyes, Orectolobiformes, Stegostomatidae. The transcript has 12 exons.
UCCAGGACUGGUGGUUUGGGGAGGGAGAGGGGAGUGAGACCUAUUGCGGGGCGCCGAGGGCGUUGGAGGGACUUGGGGCAGUGUCGGACACAGCGGGGCAAAGGGGCAGCGCCCGGCAGAGACCGAGAAAGCCCGGGGGAGCGGUCCCGAAGCCGCGGCGAUGGCAGAUUUCAAUAUCGACCAGAGCAGCCUCCCCACCGUCAACACAGUGUGCCGGGAGUUUGCAGUUCGGGAAGAUCAUAGUCUGGCCCACAAUCUUCAGGAGCAGGAAAUUGAGCAUCAUUUGGCUUCCAAUGUACAAAGAAACCGUUUGGUACAGAAUGACCUGCAAAUGGCCAAGAAGCUGCAAGAGGAGGAGAAUAAGAAAGCCCAGAUUCGCCUUCAGAAACAGCAGCGAGAGAUGGAACGUUGGGACAAUCAGAUGGCUCAAGUGAUUCAGGAUGAACUGACACUGGAAAGUGAGAAAAGGCGACGCCAGGAGGAGAAAGAUGAGGCUAUUGCUCGUAAACUCCAGGAGAAGGAGGAAAAGUUGAGACGGAAAUAUCAACAUGAAAACAUAGGCCGCGAACAAUUUAAUGUUGGCUUUGAAGAAAAUGGAGAUCAUAUGAAAAGCAGAGUGCGCAAGCAUGAUAGAAACAGCAGGCAUGGAAGUGAUUCUCAUAGAAAUAGAGAUUUCAGGUACAAAAGAGACAGUCACCUGAAGUCACCAGUAGAAUCAAGCUCAAAAUCUAAAGUUGAUGACUGGGUCAUGAAGCCAACCAUGCAAAGCCCCAAAGAGAAGUCCCAUUGUUCAAAAACUGUGUGGAAUGGUGAUUAUCUGGAUGUUGGUCAUCGAAAGCUUGAUAACCGUCCUAACAAGAAGAAGGCGCCAAGGAGACCACCGCCCCCUGUCCUGAACUCAUCCAAUGAGGCAGCUUCCAACUACUAUAGUCAGGGUGCACGGCCAAAGGUCUUUGCAGUUCAGGAUGAAUACUGUGACUUGCGUGAACGUAAUGCUUGCUGCCAGAAGGCCACUGAUAAAACUCCUCAUGACUGCAGCCUUGAGACUGUUGGGGCUCGUGCCCCUAGUCCUGAGGAGCUCCUGGAAAGAGAACACGAAAUGGGUGAAGACAACGAGAUGUCGAUGAAGGAAAUGCGACGAGCAGCACGUUCACAAUCACCUGACCUUCAGGCAGAGAGCAAUCACUACAACCAGGAAAAAGGACCGAAUCCACGAAUAGAUUAUGCCAUGAAGGAAGCAAUUCACGGUAUUUCAAAGAUGAGUGCCAAAGAUUUGGAGUGGAAAGAUGCUGAACUAGCACGGAAACUUCAAGAGGAAGAGAUUAUGGCUAUCCAAAAUUCCAAGAGAGGGGCUCAGAUGGCACAAGAUGAGGAGAUUGCCCGGUUACUAAUGGAGGAAGAGAAGAAGCACUCCCAUAGAAAAUCCAAGGAGAAAGAUUCUACACGGAGAGGAGAGGAAGACAGAAGGAAGGGUUCAUCAGAACACAGGAGGCAUGAUCAGGACAAAAAGCAGGAGGUCAAUGAGCACUUCAGGCCCAAGCCUCGGGAUGGAUCAGAACAACUGACAGGGAAGUCUGAAAGACCCGUAAGCAGGUCCCCUACAUACCAAGAGGAGUCAACCCCACAGCGCCCUCCUCGCUCUGCCUCCAGGCCUUCGGAAUCAUCACAGCAAGUUUCUUAUUACAGACAGUGACUGGAAGAUUGGAGCAGACCUGAAAUGAAGAAGAUCAAAGUUUCACCUGUUUCUAUUCUGUGUGGAUUAGUCUGAAGGUUACUGAAAGAGUUUCACCCAGUGCUUCCCUCAGACCUGGUUAUGUGGGGUAAAGAACUACUAGAUGUUUUCAUGUUUGGUGGUGGAUUUUGUGAGUUACAUACCAGUACCACCCUGGUCUUGUUUAGGGUAUAAAAUCUUUAUUGUUGAUCCUGUUGCACAAAUAACCGAAGGGAUGAUAAUUUUUAAUUUUUCUUAACAAGAAUUAACAAGAAUGUUAAGUUGUAUUAACUUUUUAUUAUAAAUAUAACUGUUUUUAACUCAGGCUUUCACUGCAUUCUAAACAGCCAUGCUCAACAAAUUGAAUAGCUUGCAGUUGCAGCAAAACUUUAACUGUAUGGUGGAAUUUUGUGAUUUCUUUCUUAUUCUCUCUUCUUUAUGACCUUUCCUGGUUUAAGUUUAUUUAUUGACUGUGGCCACAAUGUUUAUUGGACAAAUACAAUUUGUCUUAUAGUACUAUUAAUAACUUGUUUUUGAUGGAACCCGGAGGUGUCCCUUGUGUGGCUGGUGAGAAUUAUUUGUAGUUAGGGAUAGAUGAGUAAUGUUGAAACAAACUAAGUUCCACCAAGCACACUGCCCAGCACAAGAACUUGCAGGUGUUUGGAAAAAUUGCUGCAUAUGUGUCCUUUCCAUUUUGAUAGAUCUUGAUCCUACUUACAAGCUAAUUUGCCACUGUGUAUCUCUGUUCCUCUUUUAAGAAAUGCAUAUAAUAGUCCUGAAACCUACAUGUAUUUUCAGUUUCACAUAUAUAAAAAUUCUGUCUCUGUGGGUACUUUCUGUUAACAGUUUUCCAUAUGAAUUCUUAUGACCAUGUUUUAUAAUAAAAAUUGCCCAUAUCAACUUGUCAUUACUUGAAUUACACCCUCUCACCAUAGGACACUUUACAGCACCACACAGGAGUUUGUUCUGACAAUGUAAAAAUAGGAACUGAAUUAUAUUGACUAAAUAUGGAACUGAAUCACACCUUCAUGCCAUGUUAUUGCCCUGUUUUACCUGAAAAUUGUUCUUGAUCUCAACUUCUGCCAUUCAAUGACUGCUGAAUCUGCCAAAAUGAAGCAUUUUUCAAAACAAAGUUUGAUUGUGGAUUUGCAACUCUUUCCAGAAGUGUAAUUCUAUUGAUCACUCUAAUGUGCAACAUCUUGGCUGAUUGGAAGAAUUCUAUUUUUCAGUUGAAUUUUCAAGUAUUGAAGAACCAUUUUUUGUAAGUUGCAAUUUUCAAUCUUUGUUAGAAGGUGUUUGUUUUCAACAGAUCUGGUUGCUGCAGGAUCAUAAGAAUCAGCUUGAGAUCAAAAGUGUGCAUGAAAAAUGCCAGUCAGUGAUUCACCACUGGCUGUUCUGUUGUUGCCUGUGUACCUAAAAUUGCAGGUAUAUGUUCAUAAAGCUGUAGUGUUUUGAGAUAAAGAACACUUAAUCCUAUUUGUUCUCCAACUCCAGCCAUCCCAACCACUUCCCCAACCCCACCAAAUAUUCCCAAAUCCCCUCUUUACGCAACCUUCCCUUUAAACAUUCUCUUAAUUAUCAAUCAACUGUUUGUUUAGAUGUGUAGGAGAUAGUUGAACAGCUUUCUUUUGUGACGUGUUUGUAGAUCAUGCUUGUAAGUUGAUUGAAUUUCACAGGAUCCACUAUUGUGUCCCUCAGAAUGAAGGUGCUUCUCUCCCCAGCCAGUGCUGCAUGCUGUAUAUGUGGGUGAAGCUAAUGUAAUUCACUGCAUGUCUGUGUUUAUGCUGCUUCUGCUUCAUGUAUGUUGAGCAACAGGGGUGAGCAGAAGUCUGAAACUGCCAACCUAUGAGGCCAAAGUUUUUUGAUGAGCUAAUGAAGCAGAAUGCCAUAUUUUUAACCCAAAAUGUUUUAAAUUAUUAACUGGUAAAAGAGAAAAGUCCUGUUAAAUAAUGAGAGAUGAUAAAUAUAGUGAAGGCUGGCAGUCUGCGAAGAAAAUAAAUCAGUGUCUCUGCCAGUUACUGAGACAAUCUGUGCAACAACAUUCAGUGCUCUAUUCUUCACUGUCUUUCUGAUGUCAAACGCCCAAAGUGCAUUGGUUCUUAUGAACACACAAUGUAAUUGUCAGACCAAUAGUAAUUUCUUUGUUUAUUCUUCCCCAAAUUAGUGGCAGUACAUCUCCCAAAUUCUCCAAGAAAGCAAAUUUCUUCUGCUUUGGGGAAGAUGCAGUGAGCAGAAGUGACUUGUACUGGAACUGCAUCAUUGAGGAAAUGCAUCAAGUCUAUGCAGUACUUCAGGGAUGCAGAAUGAUACCAUUGCACAUACAUUCAUUCAUUGAUGUAGGACAUUUAUUUGCCAGGUUUUAUCCACCUUGAAAAGUAAGUUACUCUGUGUUCUUAACUGUCCACAAUACUCUGACUUCGUGCAACAGAAGGCCAUGAGGGAGUCAUCACUUGAUUUCUUUUCCUCUAUAUUUCCAAAAGGCAUUUGGGAAUGGUCCCAAGGUUCCUGUACUUUGUGGAUAAAUCUUUGAUAGGCCUUAGCCCAUGUAUGAUCCUACAAGUUUAAACACCAGGGGCGUAAGAGUGGGUUGCAAUAGACAAUUUGUCACCACUGGCCGCUUUCUGCAAUGUUAGGAAACCUUGACUCAAAUUGGCUGCAAACCCAGUCUGUGACCAAAUCCAUCAUGCAGAUGUGAACUGACUAUCCCUCAUGAUCCUUUCCUCCGCUGGUACUGUGCUCUGCAGCUCUACCUGCCAUUGUAUUGCCUUGUUGGGAUCAGUGUCAACAUCUCUGUGUGCUCCCUACUGCUGUCCUGAGUUCUAUAUUUGUACCUUUCUGUACCCCUCUUACUGUCCUCCCAUGAGCCUGUGUUUCCCUAGCACCAUCCUUUCUGGAUUGCAUAUGUCACUGCCAUACUCUUGUGCCACCAUAGGACCUAUUCACAGACUGUUCCUUCCAUUCUAUUGGAAUCUGUCCACUUCAUCCCUGUUCUGUGUCGACUUCUACGUCACUGCCCCCUUGUCUUGAACUGUCAGGUUUCUGUAUCUGAUGCUUGUCUGAACCUCAAAUCCGCAAUGUCUAGUGAUCCCCUUGCAUUUUUUUAAAUUACAAUUUUUCUCCUUUUUUUAAGAACGUUUUUGUUUUAGGUGGCACUGUGCCUCAUGUAUCUCCUUGUGUUCAGUAACAAAUUUAUUAACCAUGCCAAAUUUCUGCCCAGCUCCAGCCUCCCUGUCAUCUCAUUCCUCACAGUCAAUCUUCGAUAGAUAAUUGCUUCCAUUAUCAGACACUGAUUCACUGUUCAAAGUGUGACUGUUUAUAGAAAAAUACACAGAUCAUUGUGUCGGCAAUAAUUCUCCAAGCAAUACAAAUCUGCCUUAUCUCAUAGAAAGAAACAUCAAAGUAGCCAAAUUUAACAGGCUUCACAAAAUUAAGUGAAAUGUUAAACUUUUUGCACUAACACAUUCUGGGGUUUCCAGUGACAGUUAAUCUUGACUUUGUCUAUUUAAUAAUUUUUAAGCCUAUAAAGUGUUGGUACUUCAAGGAGGUUCACCAAGAUGUUGCCUGGUAUGGAGGGCGCUAGCUAUGAAGAGAGGUUGAGUAGAUUAGGAUUAUUUACAUUAGAAAGACAGAGGUUGAGGGGGGACCUGAUUGAGGUCUACAAAAUCAUGACAGGUUUGGACAGGGUGGAAAGCAAAAGCUUUUUCCCAGAGUGGGGCACUCAAUUACUAGGGGUCACGAUUUCAAGGUUAGAGAGGAAAAGUUUAAGGGAGAUAUGCGUGGAAAGUUCUUUACACAGAGGGUGGUGGGUG